CUUCCCGCAGGGUGUGCGGCUGGCCGGGGUCGCCCCGCGGUCCCCGCCGCUGCCGGCACUGCCGAGCCAUCGUGCUGCCCGGUCUCUCGCGGCCUUGGUACCGCCUCACGUCAUGGCCCGAACAGGAGUUAACGAGUUUGAUGCCAAACCCGCUGAGGAAGCUGUUGGAACGUUGAAUGAAACAAUACGAAGGGAAGGAUCACAGUACACAGUUCUCUCGAGCCUUCAUAUUAGUGAGUCAGCUACGCUACAAUGCGGCUUUUAAACAAUGAGUGACUGUCUCCCCAUCGAGCAAAUUUCUUGUGUCUGUCCGAUACAUGUAGACCAUGAAACCUUUCCAACCACAAUCCCUUGAAAUAGUAGCUGAGGGCAUUCAGAAGUUGCUGGUGUAGAUUAGAUCACGCAGUUAACAAGCAGGGUUGGAACACCGGGUCCAAGUUGACAAGCAGUGUCUAAGUAGUGUGUCCCGUCAGGAACAAUAGCAGCAAUCUCUGGGUUUUAAAACUCUGCGAAGUGUUGCUUCCAAGAUGGAUUACUUCACGAUUACUACUACGCCACUUGUGUAACGCCAGUUAACUAGAACUUUGCCGAAAUUCUUACCUAAAUUUCCAGAACCAGAUAGAAAUUAUUGUUUGUCCCAGGAGCCCCAAAUAGAUAACUCAUACAGAAACUAAAGGUGCUGAAGGCAGGACAUCCUGAAAAUGCUACAGCUGUAAUUGCAGUCUGAUUGACUCCCCAGCCUCUCGACCAAGCUGUAUCUGCUGGCUCAUAUACUUUUGAUGAGAAAUGUGGCUGCAUUACCUGUAAAGUUGACUUGCUAAUGGGAACCUGCACUGAUUUAUUUCCCAUUAGAGCGCAUAGUUUUUAUAGGAUCUGACAAAGAAAUUGAGUCAGGUGGUAUUUUGUUGUGUUCACUCUUGAAAUGUUAGUGCUGUAUCUUACCUGUGAAGUUCAGCACUGGAUCACUGAAGGUGUAGGGAAGAUGCACUCCUGUCCUGCAAAUGGAAAGUCAUCUCCUGCUACACAACAGUGUGGGCAAGUAGAUGUAGUAGGCUGCUUGGAAAACGUUGAGUCUUGUCAUCAUAAUUUUGUUUUUUUAAAUUUAUCUUUCAAGUGAACUUUGACUAAAACUGAAUGUAAGCUUUUGUGUAGUAUUUACAUAAUGCAUGCACAAGAUAAUUCUAACUAACUCAGGUAGACAGUGCUUAUUUUCUUGAAAGUUAAGUUGUCUGGGAAGGAGUUCCCACUAAAGUGAAAAGACUAAUUUUGAAAUAAGGUUUCACAUGAUGGAUUAAAACAGAAGCAAGAGCUGAUACAGAAUAAGCAUGAUAGGAACUGGUAGAAUUCUAACAUAGUCUUAACAGAGCAGUUGAGAUUGACAGCUGCCCUAAAUUUUUUGUGGCCAAAUAAGUAAUACAUCGUAAUACCAGACUGUCUUUUUAAAGCACCUUUCAGCCAGUUUUUUCAAAUAAUUUAAUGACUUUACUCAUUAGUGUAUCUCCUAAUCCUGCUGUGAAUUAUGUUUCAUUCUCAGUUAUGCUUAACUGUACUGGCUCCAUUCCCUUUCCUUCUCUUCCAUCACUGCCCAGCCACUCCUGCAAGGGUUGAAGCAGAUAAAGAACUGAUCUAGCUGAAAAUUAAUCAGUUUUUUUGCUGGUUUUAUUAUGAUCAGGUUGCUGACCUGAGUGAUGAGAUAGGAACACAACUGGAGACAAAGGCAAGACUGAUUGCUUGUCUUAGUUACCUUUUACAGGCCCAUCUUUUCCUUGUCCAUUGGACCCCAUCAGGAUUUUUAGACCAGUGUAGGACAAUUCCUAUAAUACAGGGAUAUUCAAGAUUGAUGAGGCUCAUUAGAAUUAGAAAUAAAACAGAGUGAUUUUUCUCCCUUUUUUUUUUUUUGUGUUGUUGCAGUAGAGUUUUUGAAGUGUCAAUACUGUAAGUAAAGCUUAGGCAUGACUAAGGUUUUAGGAACUUGAUGUGAAAUGAUUUUUCAUUAUAAACAUCAUUUAUGAUUUUUUAAUGAUUCAUGUGCAUGAGGAAAUAUGGUUUUGCCAAUGGAUUAGCAGGAAAGGGAUACAAUUUGUUGUCACCAUAAGAAUGGGUCAUUGCAGAGGCAGAUGAGAGACAGCUGUCGCUCCAAGAACUGCCUUCUGAAGCUGAGGAAAAGAGGUCAGAGCAGAACUGGGGAUGGAUAUUGGGUUGGAAUGGACUAGACAGGACAGGUCACAGCCCAAAUGAAUGCAGGAGAAAAGACAGCCUUGUAUGGGCAAGGCAGCUACAGAAGUGCCACACAUUUUUGUGCUGUGUCUGAUGCAAUUUGUGGGGGCAUAUGUGAACCCACAGAAGUGUUGCUCUACCUGCCUUUAUAAGUGGAUGAGAGUGUGAAACAAUUGCAUUCACUGAGAAAUGUACAGGUUAGUUCUCUGCUGCAUGAGGGAGAGGUGCUGUCUUUGCUUGUCUUGAUGGUCUUGAUCUAUGGAGUAGUGGUAGAAAAGCUCUUUUUAUGUGUGUUUGAAGAAUUAAUCCUGAAGUGCAUGACUCAAGGAGCAGGCUGAGAACAUUUUAAACCACAAAGCUUUCCUAGAUCUGCAGAACCCAAUGAAGCUGAAAUGACUCCAGGUUUAGUUAAUGGGGCAGCACAAUGCUUUUAGAGGAGGGACUCUACAAAAAAAUUAUACAGCCUGUUGGCAUGAAAAAAAGCCUUAAUGCUGGUUUCUUAUGUCUAAAUGAAGAGAAAUAUAUAAGUACAUUGUAUUUUAGAAUUGAGAUGAGAGAGGAGCACCGUGUGUAGUGCUGAGAUGCCACAAAGGCUGUGACUGAUGAAUGCUGACAGGCUGAAUGUGGGUGGAGCAUGAGUUUUGGAGGUGUCUUGGCCAAGAUGGGUAGAUUUCAUGUCAGCAACAAAAUGUUCAGGGUAACUUCACCGCUAAGAAAAUUCAAGUACUGGCUUUAAAAGACAGAGGGAUCUGGGACAGAGUGUAUUUUCCCCAAACUGACUUCCUGAGAAAAACAACUUUUAAAAAUAAAAGAUCUUUGCUGACAAGCAGAGUGAUGCUCAAAGAGACAGGAGCUGUGUCAGUGGUGGAGUGUAUUUUCUGCUUUUUAAUCUUGGCAGAGUGUUAAUCAACCUUGGCAUGUUGGAGGUAGGUAAGAUACUGUCAGGGUUUUUUUGCCAAUACAGAAGGAGGGGUUAUUUUUCACAUUUUUAUAAAAAUGUGUCUUAUAAAUAGGAAACAUGGAUAUGUUAAAAAAAGGCACUUCACUGUUGGUACACAACCUUCCAGUUGUUUUAAUUUUUUUUCCUCCUUUUCAAGACUCAUCAUUUUUGCAUAAUAUCUACCACUGUAGGAUUUGUACUGCUGGUUGCCCUUCAAAAGAUCAGUAUUUCACUGGAAAAGGAAAUAGGAUGAAAUUAGAGGGUUUUCUGUCUUUUCUUUCUGUUUUGUAUGUGUUUUCCAUACUGGUUUUUUCAUGGGGAUAAUUUUUUUAGUAAAAGAACAGCACCUCAGGUUGUAAGUCACCACAAGAAUUCGGGUUGAAAGUCUCUGGUUUGAUUUCUUCCUGAAUCUAAAGUCACCAUUUCUAGUAGAUUUCCCUGUGUGUUUGUAAUCAUAAAUGAAUGAGUUAAAGAUAUUUGGGGUAAGGGUGCCCAGUAGUUCUGCUCAGGUUACCAUGCAAGAUCCUUGGCAUAUACAAUCUCUAUGAGAUGCCUGUAUGCAGACUGGCUUAAAAAUCUCUAGUGAAUUUAAGUUGGGAGUCCUCAAAUGGCUAUCACUAUGCAAAUAAAAAUAAUGCAACAUUUCAUAUUUAGUUGUCUUUUAUCUACUAUUUGUAUUUAAUUCUUUUGGGAGUUAAUUUCUUAAAAAUAUAUUUGAUUUAAAUAUCUUAUUUGAAUUAAAUAAAUUUAUUGCCCAGAUUUUUCAUUGCUAUUUUUAAAAGGUUCUAAAUAUGUCUUCUGUACGUGUGUGUUAAAUUUAUGUACUGUUGGUGUGUUUUUACUGUUGUAACAGGAAAAGCAUUCUGACUUCUUUUAAAAUGAGCAAUCAUAUGUAUAAUCAACUUGGUUAAAACUUCCUUCCUGGUAAGUGCAGCACUUCCUUUGCAUCUGGGUAUGAGACUGAGCAAGAAAAGCAGAACAGCUUAAACAAAGAAAUCUUUUCUGUGAAUGAUCUUCCUUUAAAAAAUAGGAACUACAAAAUUAAACAAAUGAAUAAUCUUCAGCAAUUCAGCCUUGGUUUUAUAAGCAGAUUUCUUCUGGCAUGGAGUUGGGGGAUCAUGACCAGCCCGUUGUUAUGAGAGACGAAAACAAACGAAGGAGAAGAAGAAUGAAACCUCAUUGUACAUCGAGUAGUUUUUCAUCAAUGGAACUGAUAUCCAUUGAGUUCAUUUUACCUACAAGCAAUAAACAUACUAAAGCACCAGAAAUUAUGUUACUUGAAAUAGCUGGCAACUGUACGGUGGAGCAGAUGAAGGCACAGAUUUGGAUGCGUGCAAUAGAGACGAGUCAAACCACAGACUUUUACCAUGCAUUCACCCCAGAUCAGUUUGUUCUGCAGUAUCAGAAGAAAGGGCAAUGGUAUGAAAUUUAUGAUAAACAUCAGGUGUUACAGACAUUGGACUGCAUACUGUACUGGAAGGUGUUACAGAAAAAGGUAGGCAAGAUCUAUGUUGUCCAGAAACAAAAACCAUCAGAAGAAGUUCAGGAAUUUCAGCGGCAGCUUAAUGAUUUGAUUGGUUAUGAUGUCACUGAUGUAAGCAAUGUACAUGAUGAUGAACUAGAAUUUACCCGACGCAGAUUAGUCACUCCACGAAUGAUAGAGGUAGCCUGCAGAGAUCCUAAAUUAUAUGCAAUGCACCCAUGGACUACAUCUAAGCCACUCCCAGAAUAUUUAUUUAAAAAGAUCACUAAUAAUAAUAUUUUCAUAAUCAUACAUAGAGGAACGACUAGUCAGAAAAUUAAAGUGUCAAUAGAUGACACUCCAGAUAUGAUUCUCCAGAGCUUUUUCACAAAAAUGGCAAAGAAAAAGUCUUUGAUGGACAUUCCUGAAGAUCAUAGUGAACUAGAUUUUGUUCUCAGGAUUUGUGGCAGAGAUGAGUACAUUACUGGAGAUACACCAAUCAAAGAUUUUCACUGGAUAAGACAGUGCCUUAAGAAUGGGGAAGAAAUCCACCUUGUCCUCGACAAUCCCCCAGACCCAAAUGAAGAUGAGGUUCAGAAGGAAGAAUGGCCCUUGGUGGAUGACUGUACAGGAGUUACAGGGUAUCAUGAACAAUUGACAAUAGAUGGAAAAGAUCACGAGAGAGUCUUCACUAUCUCUUUGUGGGAUUGUAAUAGGAAAUUUAGAGUGAAAAUAAUUGGCAUUGAUAUCCCAGUUUUACCAAGAAAUACUGAUCUUACUGUGUUUGUGGAGGCUAACAUUCAACAUGGGCAGCAGAUCCUUUCACAGAGAAGAACUUCAUCAAAGCCCUUUACUGAGGAGGUUCUGUGGAAUAUGUGGUUGGAGUUUGAUAUCAAAAUCAAGGAUUUGCCUAAAGGAGCACUCCUGAAUCUUCAGAUAUACUGUGGCAAAGCACAGGGACCAUCUGCAAAGACAAACCUUCAGUCACACGAAUCCUCCAACUCUGAUGCAAAAUGCAAAACCCAGCUUCUCUAUUAUGUAAAUCUUUUGUUGAUAGAUCACCGUUUCUUGCUACGAAGUGGGGAAUAUGUGCUCCACAUGUGGAAAAUUCCAGGUAAGGGGGAAGAACAAGGAAGUAUAAAUGCAGACAAACUCACAUCAGCAACUAACCCAGAUAAAGAAAACUCAAUGGCUAUCUCUAUCGUGCUGGACAAAUAUUGUCACCCAAUUGCCUUGCCCAAGCACAGGAUAUCGUCAGACCCCCAGGGGGACAGGACCCGAGCUGAAAUGCCCAACCAGCUUCGCAAGCAACUUGAGGAGAUCAUAGCAACUGACCCACUUAAUCCACUUUCUCCUGAGGACAAAGAACUGUUGUGGCACUUUAGAUAUGAGAGCAUAAAGCACCCCAAGGCAUAUCCUAAGCUGCUUAGCUCUGUGAAAUGGGGACAACAAGAAAUAGUGGCCAAAACAUACCAGUUGCUAGCUAAAAAAGAGGCUUGGGAUCAGAGCACUUUAGAUGUUGGACUCACAAUGCAACUUCUGGACUGUAACUUUUCAGACGAAAAUGUCCGAGCAAUGGCAGUUCAAAAACUGGAAAGUUUAGAAGAUGAUGAUGUUCUUCAUUAUCUUUUGCAGCUUGUGCAGGCUGUGAAAUUUGAGCCAUAUCAUGACAGUGCAUUAGCCAGAUUUCUGCUGAAACGUGGUUUGAGAAACAAAAGAAUUGGUCACUUCUUGUUUUGGUUCUUAAGAAGCGAAAUUGCCCAGUCCAUGCACUACCAACAGAGGUUUGCAGUCAUCCUUGAAGCCUACCUUAGGGGCUGUGGAAAAGCAAUGCUGCACGAUUUCAUGAAGCAAGUUCAAGUAAUUGAAUUGCUGCAUAAAGUCACAAUGGAGAUUAAAUCAGUUUCUGCAGAAAAGUAUGAUGUUACUUCUCAAGUUAUUGCACAGCUGAGACAAAAGCUUGAAAAAUUACAGGGCAGUAAACUUCCAGAAAGUUUUAGAGUUCCAUAUGAUCCUGGGCUAAGAGCAGGAACACUAGUGAUAGAAAAAUGCAAAGUAAUGGCGUCCAAGAAGAAGCCCCUCUGGCUUGAAUUUAAAUGUGCAGAUCCAACAGCUCUGUCAAAUGAAACCAUAGGCAUCAUCUUCAAACACGGAGAUGACCUCCGUCAGGACAUGCUAAUUUUACAGAUUCUUCGCAUUAUGGAAUCCAUUUGGGAAGCAGAAUCCUUGGACCUCUGUUUGUUGCCAUAUGGUUGCAUUUCUACAGGGAACAAAAUAGGAAUGAUCGAAAUUGUGAAAGAUGCUACAACAAUUGCCAAAAUUCAACAGAGUACAGUUGGGAACACUGGUGCUUUUAAGGAUGAAAUACUAAACCAGUGGCUCAAGGAAAGAUGCAUGAUUGAAGAGAAGUUUCAGGCAGCUGUGGAAAGAUUUGUUUAUUCUUGUGCUGGAUACUGUGUGGCAACCUUUGUACUUGGAAUAGGAGACAGGCACAAUGACAACAUCAUGAUUACAGAAACAGGUAACCUUUUCCAUAUUGAUUUUGGCCAUAUUCUUGGGAAUUAUAAAAGCUUCCUUGGAAUUAAUAAGGAGAGAGUUCCUUUUGUGCUGACUCCAGAUUUUCUGUAUGUCAUGGGAACUUCCGGAAAGAAAACAAGUCUCCAUUUCCACAAAUUUCAGGAUGUAUGUGUGAAGGCUUAUUUAGCUCUCCGACACCACACAAACCUGCUGAUCAUCCUGUUUUCCAUGAUGCUGAUGACUGGAAUGCCCCAAUUAACCAGCAAAGAAGAUAUUGAAUAUAUCAGGGAUGCACUGACAGUAGGGAAAAGUGAAGAAGAUGCCAAAAAGCAUUUUCUUGAUCAGAUAGAGGUUUGCAGAGAUAAGGGCUGGACGGUGCAGUUUAACUGGUUUUUGCAUCUUGUGCUUGGAAUCAAACAAGGAGUAGAAAAGCAUUCUGCUUAAUAUUUUAUGUAAAUUAACUAUGGGUGUGAAUAGGAGGUUAGUGAACCUACAUGUUAUUUCUGAAUUCGAAUAAAUGAGCAGUCAAAAUUGCCUUUACUCUUCUGGCAGUUUAAAUGAUCUUGAAAAAGGCAAGGACUUUACUCUGCCCCUCCAGAAGAUCUUCCUGCAGAUAAGAUUUUUUUUGUCCAUUUCUAAUGACACUUCAAGUUGCUGGAUUCUUUUAGUUCAUUUUCUGUUUUGGCUUGGAUUUUUUUUCUUUCUUUAGCAAUAAUUUCAGAUAAAUAUAAGGAGGAGGUUGAGUAAGAUGAUAACUGACAAACCCCCUAUGACCUUAAUUGUUCAUGAAGGUCAAGUCCUUCAAAACCAGAAGAAUUUACAUAAAAUCUAUGGUUAUAGUGAAAUCUCUGUAGACAAUCCAUUUGUGUCUCAGGAUGGUUUAGACAUGAGUGUUCUUCAUCUACAUCCUUCUCUUUUGUCCCUUCCUCAACAUUUUGUCCUUUCUGGAUUUUUAAUAUGUUGUCAGUAGAAAAGAGCUUUGGCUCUGCCAUUGGAGGAAAUUGCCUUUGUAUUACUGUAACCUCCUGACACAGACAACCAAUCUUGACUGCCAGGAGAACUUCUUAGUUACUGGGAAGUUCCUCAGACUUGAACAUUAAGUUCUGAAGGUUUACUUUUGAAAGAUUUUUUUUACUGUACUUUUUAAUGGGUAACAUCCAUAUAAUAUUACAGAUCAUAUUCUUAGUGUAAAGAUAUUAAAAUUCCACCUGUGUAGGAAAAUCUUUGUAGAAAAAGCAAUGGUACUUCCUUAUCCCUCAGAGAAAACUCCUUAUCUAAGAGUAAUUGACACGUUACCAAAUAUCUGAGAAAUCCAAAGUUAUUUAUUCCUUGGUGAUAUAUUUUCAGGAUAUACCUAGAAGGAAUUAAAUGUAAUCUUUGAAGUUGUGUAUAUUUUGCUAUUUAUUUUUAAAUUCCUGAAGAAACAAUACUACUGAAAAGCUAUUUAUGAAAGAAAAAAACCCCUUGACUUUAAUUUCAAUAUUUAAACUUAAAAGAGGAAAAAAUGGGCAGUAUUAAGUAGAAUUGUAACUCUCUACUGUAGAUUGCCUGCAAAUCAAGUCUGCCUAAGGUAGGAAAGGAAAAAGACAUAUAGCCUGAAUUAGUCUUUGACUUGAAUUAUUAUGGUAUACUUCCUGCUAAUUGAUUUUUACCAAAGAGAGAAGAUGGCUGAUAAUAUUGCUGUUUUGCACUUGUGCCCAUGUAAUUUCUUCCUUCAUUGUAGUGUUACGUGGGCUUUACAUUACCUAUAAAUGAUUAACUGAAUUUUCAAAUUCCGUUAUCAUUUGCUUUGAUCAUUUCACAGAACUGUUGAUUUUAACUACUGCUACUACUGAGUGCAUUCUUGAAGGAUUUUUAAUAAAUGUACUGUAAUCGGUGUCUCAGUUAUGAGAUGUAGCCAAUCUAUUCUCGAAAUGUAGAUGUUUAAUUGUUUAUUGUGCGCAAGUAUUUUUGAUGUAAAUGGUAAACUCCAGUUAAGGAAAUCUCUAAGGCUAAAAUGUAGACUAUUUUGUUAUUCUGUUACAUUAUUAUUCUGGGCAAGAUAGGCUUUAGAUCGUACUAAAAUAUAAACUAAAUGGUGAAUAUUGUCUGUAAAAUGAUAUUUUUAGAUUUGUAUUUUAUAGAUCUGAAAUAAAUUGAUAUGUUCUAUUAAUUUGAUUAUUAUUCAUGAAUAAGCAGCUUAGCCCAAAAUACAUGUAAAUAUUUUUAUCCAGUUUCUUAAAGAAUACCUGAUCUCAGUAAGAAAUUAUAUUCGAAGUCCCACUCAGAGGAAUUGUUUUAGUUCCAUAAUAAUAACUCUGCAUGAUGUCAGAUAUAUUGAAAUUUAAUAGUCUAUAGUAUUAGAAUUGCAAUUAUUAUAAUUGUAAAAUGUGAAUAGAAUAUUGCCACUU
Messenger RNA from Serinus canaria (Common canary), 9526 nucleotides. RefSeq names its product phosphatidylinositol-4,5-bisphosphate 3-kinase catalytic subunit gamma (gene PIK3CG). Gene Ontology annotation, biological process: phosphatidylinositol-mediated signaling; cell migration; phosphatidylinositol 3-kinase/protein kinase B signal transduction. NCBI's taxonomy places the organism in Eukaryota, Metazoa, Chordata, Aves, Passeriformes, Fringillidae. Gene Ontology annotation, cellular component: phosphatidylinositol 3-kinase complex, class IB; phosphatidylinositol 3-kinase complex, class IA; plasma membrane. The transcript has 11 exons. The record is from RefSeq and is a predicted model, not a curated record. Gene Ontology annotation, molecular function: 1-phosphatidylinositol-4-phosphate 3-kinase activity; 1-phosphatidylinositol-3-kinase activity. Bases 4260 to 7580 code for a protein of 1106 amino acids.